Molecule: messenger RNA, 417 nt
Organism: Mesorhabditis belari
Lineage: Eukaryota; Metazoa; Nematoda; Chromadorea; Rhabditida; Rhabditidae
Source: the annotation of a GenBank genome assembly
AUGCAGCCAAUUACCGUCUUUGUCUUGCUGCUCUCGAUUGCUGUCCGUCUCUCCCAUCAAUGUUCCGACUCAAGCACAAAGUGUUCGAGCUGGACGCUCAAUGGCUUCUGCUCAUCAAGCUUCUACUCAGCUGCUCAGAAAUCUCAGUAUUGUGCAAAGUCAUGCAAUCUCUGCGGAGCGAUUGGCACUUGCUCGGACACUAGCAGCAAUUGUGCGACUUGGGUUUCAAAUGGUUUCUGCUCGAGCACCGCGUACACCGAUGCGCAAAAAGCGAGCUAUUGUUGUGUGAGCUGCGGAUUGGCUGGUUUAACCACGAGUGUCACUGGGUCCUCAACUGGCGCUACGGGCAGCACCGGCGCCUCGGACACCACCGGCACCACCGGCUCCACCGCAACCGCACCAACGACAACAUCGAAA